Podarcis muralis (Common wall lizard) is the source of this 6201-nucleotide messenger RNA. It is a transcript of the gene COLEC11, whose product is annotated as collectin subfamily member 11. The record is from RefSeq and is a predicted model, not a curated record. Lineage: Eukaryota; Metazoa; Chordata; Lepidosauria; Squamata; Lacertidae.
CUGUCCUGAGCAUUCCAAAAUUCAGGAAGACAAGACACAUUCAUGGCACCAUAUUGGUUCCAGGGCCUAUACCCAAUACAUAAGACUAGUAACAUCAUGGCAGUACUCUUCUCCACUGUGUUGGAGGAAGGGACUGAUUAGGACAGUGGCUUUCAUCUCGGGAGGUGAAAAGGCUUUGACUGGCCUUGGAAAACGCAGCUACAAGUGGUGUGUUCGCAUGUGGCACAGAACUAACAGCUAUUCCCACAGGAAGUGCCUUCUCUUAGCAGCCAAGACAAGCUUCAGUGGUGAUAUGAUUAUUGCACUUGAUUAGGUUUUAUCCUUGCUACUGCCUUGUCUUAGCUGUUGUUGGGAGAAGGCAGUCUGAAUACAGUUACAAUGUGCUGCAAGCAACAUGUGAAACAGCAACUGCCAAGUUUCUGUGGCCAGAUAGCAGUGGUGCUGGUCAAGAGUUGCAGAUGAAAUACAGCCUUCCCUACAAUUCAGUUAUCUCCAGCUUCUACACUAUAGGGCCUUUUUAACAUCCCUACCUAUGGUCUGAAGUGGUACAGUCCAUAAUUCCACUACCUCGCUGUGUUUAAUAUGUAGAAUGUCUCUAAGCCACGGGCCAGGAUUUGAUGAGAACCAUGGCCAUGAUGCAUUUCUAAAUAUCCCGUCCGAAAACUAAAGGGAGACAGCAGAAGCUUUGCUCUAGCUGGAUCCUGUUUACAUUACUGCAACUGGCCAGACCUAAAUGGUUAACCAAGGAUUUCUCUUCAUGGGAAGGAGAGUUGUGAACGGAGAGGCAUUCUGCAUUCCCCAAAAAAAGCGCAUUGCCAAAAGAAGCAGCUUACAUCAUGGGUCGCUGUAGCGUUCCCACACAUUUUGCUCCUAAUUACUGUCCUGCUGGACAGCUGAGCUGUUUCAAACAGGAAGCUGUUUAUAGAUAACGCUUGCAACUGUUGGGUCUGAUUUGCUGGAUGCCGAAGAGCAGGAGACGAGUUCGCUUCAAAUUAAAAACUAUCAGGCUUUUGUAAAUAGUAGCAAUGAGGUUCAUCUGCGCAGUGUCCCUCCAGGCAGAGGUUGUGCUACGGUGCCUGUUUUCUCAGCAACUGUAAGGAGUAAGGGACAAGCUCAUUAUGAAGAGUGAUCUGGUUUUCUUUGUCUCUGUAAUUAGCCUUGCCUUCCUGUCUCUGCCAACAUCUGGAUAUGCUCAGCAUAUUGCAGAAGAAUCCUGCUCUGUUCAGAUUCUGGUUCCAGGCCUAAAAGGGGAUGCUGGAGAAAAGGGGGAGAAAGGUGCCCCAGGCCGCCCAGGAAGAGUUGGACCUCCAGGAGAAAAAGGAGAAACAGGGGACAAAGGACAGAAGGGAAGCAUAGGGAGACAUGGAAAAAUUGGCCCCAUUGGUUCAAAAGGAGAAAAAGGAGAUAAUGGGGAUGCAGGACCACCUGGUCCUAAUGGAGAUCCAGGCAUUCCUUGCGAAUGUGGCCAGCUACGAACAGCCAUUGGUAAAAUGGAUAACCAAGUGACCUUGCUGACGACUGAGUUGAAGUUCAUUAAAAAAGCACUGCCCUCCCCCGCAGCUGUUGCUGGUGUGCGUGAGACAGAUAAUAAGACUUACUUGCUGGUGAAAGAAGAGAAGAGGUACAUGGACGCCCAGCUCUACUGCCAAGGAAGGGGAGGAACGCUGAGCAUGCCCAAGGAUGAAAACACCAAUAGCCUAAUUGCUGCUUACAUCAAUCAAGCUGGCCUCAGCCGAGUUUUCAUUGGCAUUAACGACCUAGAGAAAGAGGGCCAUUUUGUUUACUCCGACCGGUCCCCAAUGCAGACCUUCAACAAAUGGAGCAACGGAGAGCCAAAUAAUGCUUAUGAUGAGGAGGACUGUGUAGAAAUGAUUGCCUCUGGAGGAUGGAAUGAUGUCGCCUGUCAUAUUACAAUGAAUUUUGUUUGUGAAUUCGACAAAGAAAAUGUGUAGAAAUAUAAUUCCUGCCCCCCACUCCCGGCUCAUUUUUUGAAUCAAGCUUUGUGUACAGGUUAGGCUGUGUAUCUGCACUAUCGGUUUUUUAAUGUACCGGAAUAAGCUGGUGCAGUCCACAAAUCCUGAACUGCUAUCUGUUUAUGGGUGGUUUUUGUGUGUGUGUGUGUGUUUGCACAUAACACUAAGCUAUGGUUGGUUUUAACCAUGAUUUAUUUAAUAAGCCAUGGGUUGUCUCAGUUUCUUUUGUUUCUCCAAAGCUUGGCUUGUUCCCCAGCCACUCCUGCCUUGUGAUUUGUAGCCUGAUGAGCAUUUGGGGUGGGGUGCCCAAGCAAGCCAUGCUUAAGCAAGGUUUUCACAUAAAGCAAACCAUAGUUAAAUGAGUCGUGGGUUCACAAGCAUAUCAUGUUUGUUGGCAGAAAAUAAACCAGGGUUUAUUUGCUGGGUUGGGUUCACCCGUUCAAACAAAUUUAUUUAGGCUAAACAAAUCAUGGUUUAGCAGUAUGUGCAAAUCAGCCUUUUCUUUGAAAGUUAGUACCUUGUUGAUGAGGUACUAAUCUUUCAACAAGCUUCAUAUUAGUCUGGACAAAUAUCCCAGAACACCCUCACCUCUGCCAGCGUUUCAAAGUUGUUCUAUCACCCAAAAAAGCAACAUGACAUUUUUAUGUGUUUAGUUCAGGUUAUGUGGAUAUCCAUCCUGCAAAAAAUCCUCAUAUCUGGUCUGUGUGUGUGUGUGUGUGUGUGUGUGUGUGAGAGAGAGAGAGAGAGAGAGAUCAGAUAUGAGGAUUUUUUGCAGGAUGAAUAUCCACAUAACCUGAACUAAACACAUAAAAAUGUCUCUGUGUGAGAGAGAAAGAGAGAGAGAGAGAGAGAGAGAGAGAGAGAGAGAGAGAGAUGCAUACACAUUCCAAGAUUAAGCCAUGGCGUAUGUCAAGUUUCCCAUUCCAUUUGUGUGUGUGUGUGUGUGUGUGUGUGUGUGUGUAUUCAUAGCAUGGGUUUUCUUCACUCAUAUUCAGCACAGCUUUUUCUUUCUUUCUUUCUUUUAAGCCCUGUUUCAUGUAUUAUCUUUGCAGUGCUCCCUCCCUUCUGUCAUGCAGGUGACCUCAUGUACGAAGUGGAAAUUCACAGCACAUGCUUCUUUUUCUUCCACAAAAAAGGAAUUCCAAUACAGUUUGCUUGUUUUAGCCAUAAGGAUAGCUACUUUGUGGAAGGAAUAGGGGCGUGCCCACUUCUAUACCAUGCAAUCCCUCCAAGCGCAAACUUUCACUGAAAUACACUUCUUCAGUGUAUCUGAAGAAGUGUGCAUGCACACGAAAGCUCAUACCAAGAACUAACUUAGUUGGUCUUUAAGGUGCUACUGGAAGGAAUUUUUUUUGUUUUGACUAUGGCAGACCAACACGGCUACCUAUCUGUAACUUUCACUGAAAUAAUGAGACUCAUUCAUUUUAACUGGGCUGGCACAGGAAAUCUUCCUAACAGAUUAAAGAACAGCACAUCAUCCUGGAUAGUAGUAGGCACAUGUGAACAUGAAAUAUGUUAAGAAUAGGACACAGGAAUUAAUGAAGGACAAACUUCAACAUUAAGAUCUAUAACACAGGGUGCUUGUGCCAAUCAACUCCAAGACCUAUCCUAGUUACUUUUGUUGAUAAAGUAUUAUAGUGGUAUUUUUAGAAGUAUAUUAUAUUAGUAUUGUACAGCUGUAAAUAUAAUCUAGGUAUUUCAAAUAUCAAUAUUCACCCUUCAGAAGGGAAGAGCAGAGUCAACAGAGACAUGGUUUAAAGAAAUUUGACUGUAAUCCAACACAGGAUUAAGCAUAGUUAAACCUCUUGAAAUCGUUGGACUUAAACUCAGUUCUGCACAAGAUCCCUAGGCAGAAAAUAUCCAUCAAAUCGCUUGUUGAGAUUAAUGGAGAUCUACAACGAAAGUGGAAGGUAUAAAUGUAGAUUUUAGGAAGAUAUUUUUGAAAACCUAUAGCCACCAUUUCUAUCUUUUAAAAAGCCUACCCUUCUAUUGCUCACAUUAAGUCCUGUGCUGGUUCAUAAUGAUAAAAUGUAAACUUUAUCUUUUAUCACUUUCUGAAUCCUAAUGAACUAGUUCCUUAGCUCUUCCAUUACACAGUUGCUAAAGUGGGAAUACAGCACUGAUGUAAACCAGUUCAACUCUUUAGGUAGUGUUUAAUAGAUUAUAAAUUGAGUAUUGCAAAAUUAUUUACAGAAAACACGAAUAUUACAUUUUCCUUAUGUACCCUUUGGCACAGAGUGGAUCUGAGCAUUGUGGCUUGGUGGCCAGAAUAAUUUAGCAAAGUUAAUCAAGUCCCAGCCUGUUGCAGUUUAAAGCAAUCUCAGUAGCCAUAAUGCUACUCUGAAUUACACAUGAAUCAGGUUGUUCCAUUAAAUCAUGAGUGCAUUUUGCACAGAACUGCACCCUAGAUAGCUGCCAUGACUGUGUUUAGACAUUUGCAUGCUAUUACUGUUUUCUUAAAAAUAAUAAUAAUUAUCCAAGCAGGUCUUUGUAAGUUGUCAUGCAACUCACGAAAACUUUUAAGUUAUUCAUAUUCUGAAAGAUGCUUUAAAAUCAUUUGCCCAUCCUUCCGUUUGUCACUGUAGGCACAUAGCUAAAUGAAUGCUAAGAUUUUGUGGGAGUAAGUUGACUCUACAGACUUAAUGAAUGUUAUCCAUUUACAACAGAGGAUGCAGCUGGUUGCACCUGACGUUUGGCCCUUCAUGAAGUUCUAUAGUUUUAAUUAUUAUUACUGAGGCCUUAAUCCCAUGAUAGAGUCAAUCCAAUUGAAUUUCUUCUAGCCUGGUUGCAAAUCAAGGGAGGUAGCACAUGAAACAGUUGAAGUUAAAAUUAAAUUUGCAUUUUAUUUCCCAGUUCAUCUGCACAAACAAAUCCACCUGAAGCCAGAUACAAAUCCCAGCACUCAAGCAAUGGGUAUUAAUUCAGCUGGCUUCUCAAGAUUGCUGGCGUUGGAAUUAAACUGAGAAGUUCAUUAAUAAUGGGUGAACUACAAGACUGAGUCCAGUACAUGAACAAGAGUUAAAAUUGGUUUACCAUCUCUAUUUGACUUUAGGAACAAGAUUUAUGCUGUUGUUCCCCACAGAGAUAGUCAUUGGUUUAAAACAGGCAUCCCCAACCUUCGGCCCUCCAGAUGUUUUGGACUACAUUCCCAUCAUCCCUGACCACUGGUCCUGUUAACUAGGGAUCAUGGGAAUUGUAGGCCAAAACAUCUGGAGGGCCACAGGUUGGGGGUGCCUGGUUUAAAACUUUACAGAAGCAUAGGACAGCUGUUCACUUAACAAAUCUAUAUUGCCAAUCCUGCCUAUGCAUAAACAACUGCAUUCACUUAUUUAAUAGAUAUAAAAAUGUGGCUAUUUGUUAUGACUAGUUCACUUCUGCAUUAGGCUUGCAUUGCUAUGCUGGUAGAGUGCUUUCUAAAUCUGUUCCCCCUUGUUGGGAUGUUGUAACUUCUGUGCAGCACAGAGCUAUUCCAGAAUUUGCUAGCGGACCAUCCAUCACUAAGUCACUUAUGAUUCAAGCCCUUUUCCCUUUCUCGUUGAGGUUUGUAGCAUUUCAAGUAGGGGUAAAUAAUCUUUCCCCAUCCAGACAUUGUUGGAUUUCACUCCCAUCACUCCCAGCCAGCAGGAAUGAUGGGAUUUGCAGCCCAACACCAUUUUGGAGGGCCACAAGUUCCCCAUCCCUGGUUUAAAGCUCUCUGCUGCUUUGCUCAUUAGAAAUAACUUGGAUAGAAAAAUGAAUGUGGGGGCAUGCAUAAAAUAGUGAAUACUGGCCCAUGUGAUAACUUGGAAUAACUGCAGUCUUAUGCAUAGUUGGUAGUGUAUUCUGCUGAAGAAAGCAGGAGUUCCUUCUAAGGCAAUACACAGGGGAUCAGACUGUAAACCUAAUCUUGCCAAUGUUGAUUCAAUAGGAUUUCUAUGUAAGCAAAAACAACAGGGUUGGGUGUAUAAUAGGUUUCCUGACUCUGUAACAUCCCAGAGACUAUGACAAAAACAAGAGUGGAUUAUCUGUAACUUGAUACUGACCCAUUGAUUUAGUUCCCAACAUUUAAAGCUUUGAGGGUAUACGUUUUCUGUUGCGUUCUUCAAUAUUUAUGUUUAAUCUAGCGAUAAGCUUCCUGGUAGCACACAAAUGCAAGUACGUAACUAAUUUAUAGCGACUGGAUUGAUAAAGGAUUUUUUGUUUGUAGCAAUUUUGCUCUCAAAAAUAAAAGUAUGCCAAGCAUUUGAAA